Molecule: messenger RNA, 831 nt
Organism: Symbiodinium sp. CCMP2592
Lineage: Eukaryota; Dinophyceae; Suessiales; Symbiodiniaceae
Source: the annotation of a GenBank genome assembly
AUGUUCCUGCAGACGUCGCCUCAGACCAAGGCGCAUGGAGUUGCCGAGGCUGUUGUCCAACAUCUUGCCCAGGCGGCAUUCGAGAGGCCUUCGGCGUUGGUUGUUGGCCAUCGUCAAGAUGUGCUCCUACGGGAGCUUUUCAGCAAGGCGACCAAGGGAAUCUUGGAGCAAUCCCCCGUCACUGCGUGCUCGGGGUUCGUGGACAUAGAGGCGCAAAAGGUAUUGGACAGUCAAGCAUGGUGCCGGCGCCCAAUGCAAUCGGAAGGAGGCACCAGGUGUCUGGACGAACCGAAGAUCCGCAAGCUCGUGGGUAUCUUGCUGAUUCAUUGCCAUGAUAGCGACGCACAGGUAUGCACGGCUGCGUACCAGGCUUUAUCCAUGGCUUAUCGCCAGGCCUCUCAUACCGUGCAGCGGUUUAUCUGUGAUGGAGUACUGGCGGACCUGGAAAGCCCUGUCAGAGGGUGGUCUUCACUUAGGCAUCUGCGGUACAUAUGUUGUGAGUUGGAAGAACACGAGCUCUCGACGCUUAUUGCGCGGAUGUUGCACUGGCUGCGAAUUGAAUCUGCAGCUGACGUGGCCCUGCAACAGCAGUUGAAAUCAGCUCUGGAGACUCUUCUUCCGCUGACUCCACACGGAAUUUUGCCGCAUGCCAUUGUCGAACUUUGCAGGCUAGCACAGACUGGCAAUGCUCCCUGCAAGACUUACUGCUCCUCAUCCCGCGUGAAGGCUAAAAGAUUCGAGUAUCGAGGGCACGGUUGCUUCAUGGUUGUUGUAGCUGCAAUUGUGGGCGACCAGGACAACCAGAUGGGGCGUAGCGCAAUCAGUUGGUGA